GGAGCAGAUCCGGUGGCGUUUCCUGUGUUUGUAAACUCAAAGAAAUUGGAACUCGGGCGACGAACCACGACAGACGAGGAAAAUUUAAGUUUUAGUGCUAGAUGAGUGAGGUGGGUGUGGCCUCCCGUCAGACUGACCAUCCUGAUUGACGGAUUCCUGGAUGACCUUGUCCCCGCCCCUGUCCCCGCCCUCACAUAUACCGUUCCCACUGCAAUGUCACACCUGCCCAGCAGCUCAGUCCGCGACCAUAUGAAAUGGGCGGGGUUGCUUGGCUGUGAGGCUGUUCUCUCCAGUAUGGCCCUGAUGCAGGCCAGCUCCAUGGCCGGUCCGCCCAAGAAGAUGAUGGCGCCACUCGGCCAUGGACCACCGCCCCAGAGGGAUGGCCCAGACCGCGGUCCUCAGAGCCACAUGAUCCUGCCAUCUGGAAUGAGCUGUCCACCCCUGCUUAUCCGGAAGGAGGGCGACUUCCACACCCCCCGCCUGCUGGACGAGAAGGAGAUGAGGGCCAACGAGGACAUGCAGCUGAAAAAGAAGAACAGGAAGUCAGGAACGCCCUGUAAAGUGAGAGAGCAAGACGGGAGGGGAGGGAAGGUGGUUGUUGUGGAUGAGAAUGGUAACUGUCCAAUAUCUAAAGUGCAGAAAAACUUCAUCUGCAAUCACUGUUAUGGCGCAUUUAGGAGUGGAUAUCACCUGAAGAGACACAUCCUCAUUCAUACAGGGGAGAAGCCGUAUGCUUGUGGCAUAUGUGGCAUGAGGUUUAUUCAGCGUUACCACCUGGAGAGACACAGCCUGAUUCACACGGGGGUGAAGCCGUACGCUUGUUCCAUGUGUGACAUGAGGUUUUUCCAGCGUUACCACCUGGAGAGACACAGCCUCACUCAUACGGGGGUGAAGCCGUACGCAUGCAACAUGUGUGACAUGAGAUUCUUCCAGCGUUACCACCUGGCGAGACACAGCCUCACUCAUACGGGGGUGAAGCCAUACGCUUGCAACAUGUGUGACAUGAGAUUCUUCCAGCGUUACCACCUGGCAAGACACAGCCUCACUCAUACGGGUGUGAAGCCAUACGCUUGCUCCAUGUGUGAUCAGAGAUUCUUCCAGCGUUACCACCUGGCGAGACACAGCCUCAAACAUACGGGUAUGGGUCCGCUCACCAUACCCAUCUCACAUAUGUUGGCUACACCAGGAGUGAAGCCGUACGCUUGCUCCAUGUGUGACAUGAGGUUCUUCCAGCGUUACCACCUGGCGAGACACAGCCUCACUCAUACGGGAGUGAAGCCGUAUGCUUGUUCCAUGUGUGACAUGAGGUUUAUUCAGCGUUAUCAACUGGAGAGACACAGCCUCACUCAUACGGGGGUGAAGCCAUUUGGUUGCACCAUGUGUGACAAGAGGUUCUUCCAGCGCUACCACCUGGCAAGACACAGCCUCACUCAUAUGGGUGUGAAACCUUACGCUUGCACCCUGUGUAACAUGAGGUUUGUUCAGCGCUACCACCUGACAAGACACAGCCUCAAACAUACGGGGGUGAAGCCGUACGCUUGCACCAUGUGUGACAAGAGGUUUUUCCAGAGAGACCACCUGCGGAGACACAACGUCACUCAUAUGGCGGUGAAGCCGUUCGCUUGCACCAUGUGUGACAAGAGGUUUUUUCAGCGCCACCACCUGCGGAGACACAGCAUCACUCAUAUGGGGGUGAAGCCGUAUGCUUGCACCAUGUGUGACAAGAGGUUUUUUGAGCGCCACCGCCUGCGGAGACACAGCAUCACACAUAUGGGGGUGAAGCCGUUCGCUUGCACCAUGUGUGACAAGAGGUUUUUUCAGCGCCACCACCUGCGGAGACACAGCAUCACUCAUAUGGGGGUGAAGCCGUUCGCUUGCACCAUGUGUGACAAGAGGUUUUUUCAGCGCCACCACCUGGCGAGACACAGCGUCACUCACAUGGGAGUGAAGCCGUAUGGUUGCACCAUGUGUGACAAGAGGUUUUAUCAGCGCCACCACCUGGCGAGACACAGCGUCACACACAUGGGGGUGAAGCCGUACGGUUGUACCAUGUGUGACAAGAGGUUUUACCAGCGUUACCUCCUGGCAAGACACAGCCUCACUCAUUUGGGGGUGAAGCCAUAUGGUUGCACCAUGUGUGACAAGAGGUUUUACCAGCGAUACCACCUCUCAAGACACAGCCUCACUCAUUUGGGUGUGAAACCUUACGCUUGCACCAUGUGUGACAUGAGGUUUGUUCAGCGCUACCACCUGACAAGACACAGCCUCACUCAUACGGGGGUGAAGCCGUAUGCUUGUUCCAUGUGUGACAUGAGGUUUAUUCAGCGUAACCACCUGGAGAGACACAGCCACACUCAUACGGGGGAGAAGCCAUUUGCUUGUGACAUGUGUGACAUGAGGUUUAUCCAGCGUUACCAUCUGGAGAGACACAAGCGUGUCCACAGCGGAGAGAAGCCUUAUCAGUGUGAGCGAUGUCAGCAGAACUUCUCACGGACAGACCGGCUGCUGCGACAUCGGCGGCUGUGCCAGGGCCGGGGCGUGGCCAAGGUAGAGAACCAGCCGUGCUGCGAGCCCCGCCCUUACUCCCAGGAGCCCCCGCCCGCUCCACCCACCUGGAGCCCCCUUCACCCCCCCCCUGGUCGGCUGGCUGUCUGACUGACAUUCCCCCCAUCCCCAUCCUCCCUCCACACAUACACACACGACCACCAUCUCCCAGAGAGACAAGACAGGCCACCGGGUCUUUGUCACUCAACCCUGCGCUCAGUGGCACCACACUCUGGCAAAGACUGAUCCUGCAACUCCAGUCCUGAGGUUACUAUGACAGCGGGACAGAUGUUUUUGUCUUCUUUUGAGAGCGAGUUUCCUUCAAUAGAUGGUCUCUUUUGUACUUAAUCUAUUUUUUGAAAGUUAUGUUUUUUUAUUAUUUAGAUUUAUCGUUUGUGCUUUUGGUGGUACACUCUGGUAGGGGGGGCAUUACACAAUGGCAAUGAUGAACUGGGAUGGAUAUACAUACAUGCAUACAUACAACACAUGACGUUUGUAGAAAAUGUAGUUUGUGAAAGGAAAAAAAAGGAGUUGUCAGACAAUGGUACAGGUGUCAGAGCUAUAAAACUAAAAAGGGGUUCAUAAAGUUAAUGAUUUUAUGACGGUAUAGGCAAGUGGAGGAUGUCCUAAAAGGUCAAAGAUGAAGUGUCAGGGUAGAGGACGUUGUGGUUCUUGUUGGAUAGAGUUGCUGAUGACUCAGGAAGUGGCAGAGGCAGGAUGACAGCGUUAGCAAGUUCCAUUACACCCUUUAACGGUGUAUUAUGUAUGUACUGAGGUCUAUGGGAGCAGGUCGCAGGCUCUCUUUUACAGUCAGUUCUCAUUCAGAUGUACGUGGAAAACAACGGCACAAGAUGGCAGCUUCAGCAAGUCCCAUUACUUUGUGUUUGUACAGAUCCUCAUGUUGAGAGCAUAGCAGGAGGUAUACACAAUCUUGUGGCCUUAGAGCGUGCUUAUGUUUUAUAUGUUUUGUAUUUGUUUAAUUUGCCUUUUUGUUUUUUAGUUCAUGGUUUAAUUAUUAUCAUAUAUGAUUAUAAGGACAAGCCACUGCCUUUUUAAAAGCUGGGUAUGUUUUUCUGAAGCUGUCACCCUUAUAGAACACUGCUUACUAAAAUGGCACUAAGGCAUAGGCUAAAAUUCCUUCCUCUGUUCUUUGAGAAUUGAUAUAGUGCUGGUUAUUAUUGUUAAUAAUGUAACCCCUCGUGUAAUUAUUCAGGAACCCGGGGAGUUUGACAAUUCCAGUGAGAUGCUAAUAGUGCUAACUUCAAUUUGUCAGGCAGUGCUUUGGCCAGCUAAUGGCCGUACCGAUCAUUUUUCUCAUAGCUAAAUCAACACUUGUUUCACUUUGCUACACACUAACAAAUGCCUUUUACUGAGAUGUGGGGUAGGUGUGUAUAAAGGAUUUCUGUCAUGUUCUUUCAGGGGUUAGCCUUAACUCGAAUAAGAUCUCACUCUUAAAUAAUCAUUGUAGUGUAAAAUGAUAUUGUAAUGAAUGACUGUAACCUGUACUGAACUUUUGAACAUGUCUGUGGUUUACCCCCUCCAAGUGUAAUGGCUACAGAGCACAGAGAUGCUUUAGUUAAUGUCUAUCUACUCUGACGUUUAUCUAUUUUUGUCCGGGUAAAUCAGUGGGUCUAUUGGUGGUGUUCCACAGCAGCCUGUCUGUGGGCUAGUAGAGAAGCUUAGGGGAGGAUCUCUGAAACCUGGUCCUGAGGACCCCCCAAUGUGUGCUGGACUUCACUUAAACCGAAUCAUUGAAUUUAAUUAAUGUUUCUCAAUGUCGCCAGGCUACUACUGUUAGUGAAACCAAUGUACUUUUGUUUAUUUAGUAAUGCAAAAUGUAUAUUCCAGAAAUGUUGUGAUGUACAGUCUGCAGUAGUUAAGAUAUUUAACUGUUUAAUUAUGCCUGAGUGAUUAGAUGAUGCCAUCCAGCAAACAUAGGGGUUUUCUAGUACCAGGGUUAAGAAACGGCAGCUUACUGUAUGAUUUGGCAACCCCUUGCCCCAAGAAAUGUGGAAAGGAUGCCACCUGUAACCACCACUACCCACUAGUGAGGCCACAGGGCAAGGUUGGUUGCCAUUAACUGUUAAAGCCCUCUCAGUUCUGGUCUUUUAAGUAUUGUUCUCAAUCUCAUCAUGGUGAAAAUGCAUUGGAAUCUUUGAGUCUGAUCAGUUAAUACAGUGAGAUUCAUUUUCUUCUAAGGAUCAGACAGGAUGGCGCGGUUAGAGAAGAGCUCCUCUCUCUGCCCUACCGCAUUUUACGAUUCUGGUAAUGUUUCAAGGACCUUUUUCUUCUGAUAAUAUUGUAAACACUGGAGUGAUAAAAACAAAAGAUAAAAAAAUCAUGAAAUAUGGAUAUUUUUCUUUUUCAAAACAGUUCUAGAUUUUAGACUUUAGACAAGCCUCUUACUCCUCAACUUGACGAAGAUGGCAGAACCAUUUGGAUCAGUACUGUAUUGAGAGCCCAGAACGUUUUAGUAAUUUAAAGAUUAGAGGCGGUAGUACCUCAAGAAAAUGACUUUUUUAUACAGGUCCCCUUCUAUUUGUAGUGAAUUAUAUUGAUAGAAAUAUUAGGUAAGCAACAGCAUCUACAUUAGCUAUCACAAGUUAGUAUUUUCUUUGUCUUUAUUAGUCUUGCAUGCAGAGUUAUGGUCCUCAGUUAAGAUGGGAUCUUAUAUUGAUUAUUCUUUUGUGUAAGCAAAAUACGUGCAUAAAAAUACCUUCUUAAAAAAUUACAUUGAUUAUUGUAAAAAUUGGGAAACUAAAUGUACCCUUGUGAUCCAAUUAGUUUUAAUUGUACGGAGUAAGGGGAGAGGCUUCCUACCAUUAUGCUGAAAUAAAAUACUUUAUAAAAGA
This is a messenger RNA of Coregonus clupeaformis (lake whitefish), 5396 nucleotides long. It is a transcript of the gene znf740a, whose product is annotated as zinc finger protein 740a. Gene Ontology annotation, cellular component: nucleus. The coding region runs from base 214 to 2655 and encodes 813 amino acids. Gene Ontology annotation, molecular function: RNA polymerase II cis-regulatory region sequence-specific DNA binding; DNA-binding transcription activator activity, RNA polymerase II-specific. Lineage: Eukaryota; Metazoa; Chordata; Actinopteri; Salmoniformes; Salmonidae. The record is from RefSeq and is a predicted model, not a curated record. Gene Ontology annotation, biological process: regulation of transcription by RNA polymerase II. The transcript has 26 exons.